Messenger RNA from Ambispora gerdemannii, 879 nucleotides. NCBI's taxonomy places the organism in Eukaryota, Fungi, Glomeromycota, Glomeromycetes, Archaeosporales, Ambisporaceae. The record is from the annotation of a GenBank genome assembly.
AUGGAGAACUUUGACUUGGACAUAUUUCCUGGGCUAGAAACUUCACAAAAUGAUACAAAUGAAACAUUGUUUGGCACGUUAUACUCGCAUAAAAAACUCUUGAACCCAAACUCAAAUCCAAUACCACCACUCGAAACUGCAAAACUACAACAGUCUGCUUUCGAUAGUUUUAAAAUAUCUUCGACCGCGAUAUUGGACACGUUAACGGAACGUAAUCCAUGUCCUGAAUGUGACAAGCCAGUGAAAUAUUUUUGCUAUCGAUGUUUUAUGGUGGUUGGGUGCUCGCGUGAUAGUGUGCCGAAAUUAAAAUUGCCCGUUAAAAUUGACAUAAUCAAACAUGAAGAAGAACGCGAUGGUAAAUCAACAGCAAUACAUGCAAAAAUACUGGCACCGGAUGAUAUCAUGAUACAUUCAUAUCAAAAUAUACCAAAAUUUGAAAACUAUGAGCGUCUUUUGUUACUGUUUCCAGGACCAGAUGCUAAAAAACUGGACGAAAUUCCACGCGAAUCAUUUGAUAAAUUGUUAGUAAUAGACGGAACAUGGCAACAAGCAACAAACAUGAUACGAUCUACCCCUGAAUUUAGUAAACUCCGUAAAGUUACCAUGAAGCCAUGUACCACAUUAUUCUGGCGAUUUCAGAACAGGGAUAAACACUAUUUGGCAACGAUUGAGGCUGUCUAUUAUAUCUUGAAGGAAUAUCAUGAAGCAUAUAACGAUACUGUUGAUGAAGGAAAAAGUAAUGGAUAUGAUGGACGCUACGAUGAUAUUCUUUGGUAUUACAAGUAUUUUUACGGGUUGAUUCAAGCUACUUAUCGAAUGAACAAAGGAGUAAAAAAGUUUAAUGCUAGACAUCAAGAAGGAUACAUACAAUACGAUUAA